AACAAAAAGGAGGAAAACUAUGGCACACCAGACCCUGCAACAGUGUUUUAAUGUUGUCCCAGGCAAAAUCACUUGCCUGCAAACAAGAAAAGAGAUUAUUACAGGGGAAGUUUUCAUUGCUCAGAGCCAUGGGCAAUCAAGUUGUUGGAUAUCAGCAUCAGUUCAGCUCUACAGCAGCACCAGGCUGGACCCAAAUACUGGAAAAGGGAAGCUAAGCGAGAAAGCAUACCUCAAGCAUGGAAAGAGUAGUGAACACAACGGUACCAAAAUCACUAAAUAUAAAGUCAAGUUCAGAGUGGAGCCAGACUUUGGAAUUCCAGGUGCUUUUCUGAUUAAAAAUGAGCAUAAACACAAGUUCUUCCUUCAAUCUGCAACACUUGAAGUUCCUGCAAAUCAAAGGAUUCAGUUUAACUGCAAAUCUUGGAUAUAUCCAUUUACAAAGACAAAAACCAAUCGACUUUUCUUCUCAAACACUGUUUAUCUGCCAAACGAAACGCCAGAAACUUUGGAUGAACUGAGAAAAGAAGAGCUUGAAAGCUUGAGAGGACAUGGAACUGGGGAGCGGAAGGAGUGGGAUCGAGUGUAUGAAUACGACUACUACAAUGACCUUGGCAAUCCUGAUAAAGGUCAAGAACAUGUGAGACCCAUUUUGGGUGGGUCAGAUUCAUACCCAUAUCCUCGCAGGGGAAGAACUGGCCGACCUCGUUGCAACAAAGAUCCUCUAACUGAGAGUCGGCCAACAAAAUUCAACCUGGAUAUAUAUGUUCCUCCAGAUGAGCGAUUCAGUCCCAAGAAACUAUCAGAGUUGAUAGAGAAUUCGGUCCAGGCUAUUGUACAUUUCCCUCUCCCUGAGGCACAAUCCAUCGACGAGCAAGAAUCCAAUAGUUUUGAGUCAUUGGAGGAGAUAAAAGACAUUUUCUCUAGACACAAAAGGCAAGGAGUAGAGGGAUGGAUUGCAGAGAAACUGAAGAGUUUAGUAUCAGAUGAUCUUUUCAAAGAAAUUAAGGAAGCAAGCAAAAAAGAUCCCAUGAAAUUUCCAUUACCAAAAAUAAUAGAAGAAAACGAACUGGCAUGGAAGGAUGACGAGGAGUUCGCACGCCAAAUGCUGUCCGGAGUCAAUCCAACAGUAAUCAAAGGCUUGGAGGUGUUCCCCCCACAAAGCAGAAAUGGAGUCUGGAGUUCAAUAAAGGCAUCACACAUACAGCACAAUCUUGAUGGUCUCACUAUUACAGAGGCAAUGAACCAAUGGAGGAUCCUCAUCCUGGAUCACCAUGACUAUCUCUUGCCAUUUUUAAACAGAAUAAACACAAAGGGCAUUUGUGUUUAUGCAUCCCGGACUCUGUUGUUCCUAAGGGAUGAUCAUACACUAAAACUAUUGGCAAUAGAACUAAGUUUGCCUGGCUCCUCUGCUGACAUGGAGAUCAAUAGGGUGUUUCUACCAACAACUCAGGGGACAGAAGCAGCACUUUGGCUUCUUGCUAAAGCUCAUGUUGCAGUUAAUGACUCUGCCUAUCAUCAAUUAAUCAGUCAUUGGUUAAACACUCAUGCAGUAGUUGAGCCAUUCAUUAUCGCCACCAGAAGGCAGUUAAGUGUGAUGCACCCAGUCCACCGGCUACUGGAUCCUCAUUUUAAAGACACCAUGCACAUAAAUGCAUUGAGCCGGAGUAUCAUCAUAAACUCUGGUGGGAUCCUUGAGAAAAUAUUGUUUACUCAAGAAAUCUCAAUGGAGUUAUCUUCAGCAAUUUACAGAGACUGGAGAUUUGAUGAACAAGGCCUUCCUGCUGACUUAAUCAAAAGAGGCCUGGCUCUAAAAGAUCCAGAUAAUCCCACCGGGGUUUAUCCACUCUUAGAAGACUACCCUUAUGGUGCAGAUGGACUUGAGAUAUGGACUGCCAUCAAGACAUGGGUCACAGAUUUUUGUUCACUCUUCUACACUGAUGACGAUUCUGUCAGGUCUGAUGUGGAAAUACAAGCAUGGUGGUCAGAGAUUAAAAAUGUGGGUCAUGGUGAUAAGUGCAAUGAGACAUGGUGGUAUCCACUGACAACUUUAAUGGACCUAAUAGAGGCUCUGACCACUCUGAUAUGGAUUGCUUCAGCUCUUCACGCUUCAGUCAACUUUGGCCAAUAUGCAUAUGCUGGUUACCCACCAAAUCGUCCCACACUAUGUCGACAAUUCAUUCCAAAUGAAGGAACACAUGAAUUUGCUGCUUUCCUUAAAGAUCCAGAUGGAUACUAUCUUAAAAUGCUGCCUGCAAGAUUUGAGAUGACCAUUGGUGUAGCAUUGAUAGAGGUACUCUCUCAGCACACAUCAGACGAAGUGUAUAUAGGUCAGAAGCCAUCACCAGAGUGGACAGACAACGAAGAGGUUCGACAAAGAUUUGAAAAGUUUCGUGAGAAUCUUCAGAAGGUAGAGAGAAAAAUUUUGGUAAGGAACAGGGAUCCCAAGCUGAAGAACAGAAAAGGACCUGCCAAGAUACCAUACAAACUUUUGUACCCCGAUACAUCAAAUAUAGGAAUUGGAAGAGGUAUCACAGGAAAGGGGAUUCCUAACAGCAUAUCCAUCUAGCUUAUUCCAAUGUAAUGUAUUAUGGAACAUUCAAGAUCAAUACUUAUGCCAUGAAGGCUUCAGGAAGUGUUACCUUGUAUAAUCAAGUGAGACAAGCAAUAACCUGAUGACAUGAUCAUCAAACAUUUGACAGCCCUAGAACACUUCAAAUUAGAUGCCCAAUCUCAUCCUUAGAUUGAACAUUUAUAUGUAGACAUGGAACUCAGUAUUCAUCUCCAUUAAAUUAAA
This is a messenger RNA of Vitis riparia (riverbank grape), 2794 nucleotides long. RefSeq names its product linoleate 9S-lipoxygenase 6-like. The transcript is spliced from 9 exons. Gene Ontology annotation, molecular function: oxidoreductase activity, acting on single donors with incorporation of molecular oxygen, incorporation of two atoms of oxygen; metal ion binding; protein binding. The coding region runs from base 20 to 2566 and encodes 848 amino acids. The record is from RefSeq and is a predicted model, not a curated record. Gene Ontology annotation, biological process: lipid oxidation. Lineage: Eukaryota; Viridiplantae; Streptophyta; Magnoliopsida; Vitales; Vitaceae.